Molecule: messenger RNA, 1687 nt
Organism: Solenopsis invicta (red fire ant)
Lineage: Eukaryota; Metazoa; Arthropoda; Insecta; Hymenoptera; Formicidae
Product: non-structural maintenance of chromosomes element 3 homolog
Exons: 9
Coding region: 654-1409 (251 amino acids)
Cellular component (GO): nucleus
Source: RefSeq, a predicted model, not a curated record
UGAUGCGAGCGAAUAUUUUGAGUGCCGUGGAGUGUCAAAGGUGAAGUAAAACAUCGAGCGUUCGUGUUAAUGUCCGUCGUCCAUCGGAUACGAUGCAUGAUGCGAAGUCGCAUUUUCAUCGUGUUUUGCAUCUUCUCUGUUGCCUCGUAUCCCAAGUUUCAUACGCAUCUGAGUAUCAGAAGUGUUUCGAGAGUGCCAAAAACAAAGAACCAAAUACAAAUCAAAGUGAGUCGUUGUGAGGAAGGUCUUGAAUCUCAAAUGUUUGACAGCUGUGACCGAGACGGAGCUGGACGGUGCGACCAGCGGCAAUCGAUCAAGAAGAGCUAUUGUUUGUCUCGCCACCUCUACGCAUCUUUGCAAGCUGUUAAGGAUCAAUGUCCGGUGGAGCACACUCCAUGCGGAUAAGAAAUUCUCGCAGGUUGUUCAUCUCCUUAUCGCUCCCGCAUUUUAACUCAAGCGAGAUGGUCGCUGCAUCUUCUCUUAUCGGCCGGAUGACGCGGCCUCAGUGACCAACGCAAGGUGACCAACGCGAUGUCCUUCGUUAACAAAACGUGUUUUGCAAAAAUGGAAAUGGCUUUAAAUGGAUUUAAAAGGGAAAGGAAGAUUAAUGUCGUCCAUUCAGUAAAACAAGAAGCUCUCAGAACAGUCGCAGCAUGAGAGACAGCCAAGAUCUUUUUUUAUCUCAAGAUCUUCCUGGUCCGAGUAGUCAGGCCAGUAUGUCAUCGCAACGAAGUUCUAGAAGUUCAAUACUCACAAGAUCACAGAUUGUGAACUCUCAGGAAAUGGAAAUGCAAAAAGACACACAAUUAAUCAGUAGCAUAAUAAGAUAUCUCUUCAUGGCAAAUCGCAACAAGUUGCCUAUACAGAAGACACAUAUUAUCAAACAUGUUCUAAAUGGAAAUGGCAGAAUUUUCCGUUCAAUUAUAGACAAAGUAAAUGUGGAAUUGUCCGAGGUAUUUGGAUAUAAUCUCAUAGAAGUUGAAAACAAUAAAUACAUAUUGGUAAAUGAAAUAGAAAAUAAUAUUCCGCACCUCACUUUCGAAGAUGGCCCCAAACAGGUGUUGUUGUAUCUUGUUCUUGUACAUAUUUUCAUGAUUGGCGAAUCGUGCAAAGAAGAAGUAAUAUGGGACUUUCUUCGACAUCUGGGUAUUAUAACUGAAAAUAAUUUUCAACAUGAAUAUUUUGGCGACGUGAAAGAGUCGGUGACAGUGGAAUUUGUAAAUCAGAGAUACCUGGAAAGAAAUGUGAUAGAUAAGAAUGAUCCAUCAGAAUAUGAAUAUUCAUGGGGAUCUCGUGCGCAUAAUGAACUCAACUAUCGCUCUGCUUUGCAAUUUGUGGCAGAUAUAUACGAGUGUCCUAUAAAAAAAUGGAAAUUGCAAUAUAAAGCUGUGCUUGAGGAAGAAGCGUGAGAGGAGAACUUAUUUAUAUUUUUGACGUGUUAAAAAAACGAAUAAGAUGUUGUACAUGUACAAAUAUUAUCUCUCCUUUUUUUAUAAUACAAAGAUUUAAAACAAGCUUUUCUUUUAUAAAGAUGUCGUAUCAUAGAAAAGAUACAACAGCAUUUAAUAUAACAGAAUUUAAUAUAAAAAAGUUUAAUUUCUUUAUAUAUAAUUUCAUAUUUUAUGUCACCGUUGAGAAAUUCACGCAUGUGAUGAAAGAGCAAUAUAUAUUUCUAGACUGAACUAUU